Molecule: messenger RNA, 2778 nt
Organism: Salvelinus namaycush (lake trout)
Lineage: Eukaryota; Metazoa; Chordata; Actinopteri; Salmoniformes; Salmonidae
Gene: slc8a4a
Product: solute carrier family 8 member 4a
Exons: 7
Coding region: 133-2778 (881 amino acids)
Biological process (GO): sodium ion transmembrane transport; calcium ion import across plasma membrane; cell communication
Cellular component (GO): sarcolemma; axon; postsynapse
Molecular function (GO): calcium:sodium antiporter activity
Source: RefSeq, a predicted model, not a curated record
ACCUCCCUCUUACUCCUCUUCCUCCUGGGGCUUACCCACCUCUCUCAGGCUGGCUCAGACCAUGCAGCACCCAGCAGCCCGCCCAGCAACUGCUCUGAUGGAGACCCCUGCUCUGAGGGCGUGGUCCUGCCCAUGUGGAACCCUCAGAACCCGUCGGUGGGUGACAAGGUGGCACGGGCCAUCGUCUACUUCGUGGCCCUCAUCUACAUGUUCCUGGGAAUGUCCAUUAUCGCCGACCGCUUCAUGUCUUCUAUUGAGGUCAUCACCUCUCAGGAGAAAGAGAUCACCAUCAAGAAGCCCAACGGAGAGACCACGACAGCCACUGUACGCAUCUGGAACGAGACCGUAUCCAACCUGACCCUGAUGGCCCUAGGCUCGUCUGCCCCAGAGAUCCUGCUGUCUGUCAUCGAGGUGUGUGGCCACUCGUUUGAGGCAGGCUCCCUGGGCCCCAGCACCAUCGUGGGCAGCGCAGCAUUCAACAUGUUCGUCAUCAUCGCCCUCUGCGUGCACGUGGUGCCAGAGAACGAGACACGCAGGAUCAAGCACCUGAGGGUAUUCUUUGUCACGGCAACCUGGAGCAUCUUCGCCUACAUCUGGCUCUACCUGAUCCUGGCUGUCAUCUCCCCGGGGGAGGUGGAGGUGUGGGAGGCCGUGCUCACAUUCAUGUUCUUCCCCAUCUGUGUGGUUCAGGCCUGGGUCGCGGACCGACGCCUGCUCUUCUACAAGUACAUCCACAAGCGUUACCGUGUCGACAAGGCCCGCGGCAUCAUCAUCGAGACAGAGGGGGACAGCAUGUUCACCAAGAUGGAUGUGGAGAUGGACGGCCAGGGGGGCAACUCCCACCCCCACCCCAAGGAUGUGCUGGACAGCAUGCUGGAGGGGGUGGAGGAGGGUGGAGGACUGAACUCAGAAGAGGAUGAGGCUCGGAGGGACAUGGCCCGCACCCUGAAGGAGCUGAAACAGAGGCACCCAGAGAAGGACACAGAGCAGCUGAUUGAGAUGGCCAACUACCAGGUUCUGGUCCAGCAGCAGAAGAGCAGGGCCUUCUACCGCAUCCAGGCCACACGCAUGAUGAUCGGUGCUGGGAACAUCCUGAAGAAGCAUGCUGCCGACCAGGCCAGGAAGGUGGUGAGCUGCCAUGAGGCCAGCGGACAGGAGGAGGACCCCCACACCAUCUACCUGCAGUUUGAACCCUCCCACUACCAGUGCUUUGAGAACUGUAGCUCGCUCAAGCUGUCUGUUGGGCGCCAUGGUGGUGAAAGCGGCUGCACAGUCAAGGUGGACUACCGGACAGAGGAUGGAACGGCCAACGCCGGCUCAGACUAUGAAUUUGCUGAGGGCACGCUGGUCUUCAAACCUGGUGAGACACUGAAGGAGCUGACAGUGGGGGUUAUUGAUGACGACAUCUUUGAAGAGGACGAGCACUUCUACGUGCACCUCAGCAACCCUCGCAUCGUCCACCGUGCCGAGGUGGCCAUCCUGGAGCCCAGCACCAUCACCACCACCAGCAGUAUGAGGAACCUCUCCCCCCACGUAUCCCCCAAGGCCGCCCUGGGCAACGCCCACACUGCCACGGUAACCAUCUAUGACGACGACCACGCAGGCAUCUUCACGUUUGAAGUAGAGUCUAUGAGGGUGAGCGAGAGCGUGGGCACCAUGCAGGUAAAGGUGCACCGGAUGUCCGGGGCCAGGGGUAAAGUGGCCAUCCCCUACCACACCCUGGAGGGCACCGCCAAGGCUGGGGAGGACUACGAGGAGGUGGCUGGGAAACUGGAGUUCCAGAACGACGAGACCAUGAAGCUGUUGGAGGUGAAGGUCAUUGACGAUGAGGAGUAUGAGAAGAACAAGACCUUCAUCAUCCAGCUGGGGGAGCCUGUGCUGCUGGAGAUUGGACGGAAACACGGAGACUCCAAUGACAACAAGCCAGCAGGAACUGAUGAGGAGGAGGUGUCCAAGAUGGGCUGUCCCAGCCUAGGAGAACACACCAAGCUGGAGGUGGUGAUCGAGGAGUCCUACGAGUUCAAGAACACAGUGGAUAAGCUGAUCAAGAAGACUAACCUUGCUCUGGUGGUGGGCAGCAGUAGCUGGAGAGAGCAGUUUGUCAAUGCUGUCACUGUCAGUGCAGGUGACGAUGAUGAGGAGGAGAGUGGGGAGGAGCGCCUGCCGUCCUGUUUCGACUACAUCAUGCACUUCCUCACAGUGUUCUGGAAGGUUCUGUUCGCCUUUGUCCCGCCCACAGAGUACUGGAACGGCUGGGCCUGCUUCUUUGUGUCCAUCUCCCUGAUUGGUGUUCUGACGGCUGUGACCGGGGACCUGGCCUCUCAUUUUGGCUGCACAGUGGGGCUCAAGGACUCUGUCACUGCCGUAGUAUUUGUGGCCCUGGGUACUUCCGUUCCAGACACCUUUGCCAGUAAAGUGGCGGCCAUCCAAGACCAGUACGCUGACGCCUCCAUCGGCAAUGUGACAGGCAGUAAUGCAGUGAAUGUGUUCCUGGGCAUCGGUGUGGCGUGGACCAUCGCGGCCGUCUACUGGAAGACCAAGGGCAAGAAGUUCCUUGUGCAGCCAGGCUCGCUGGCCUUCUCCGUCACCCUGUUCACAAUCAUGGCGUUCGUGUGCGUCCUGGUGCUGAUGUACCGCCGCCGGGCCGGGGUGGCAGGGGGCGAACUGGGGGGCCCGCGGACCGCGAAACUCCUCACCUCCCUCUUCUUCUUCUCCCUCUGGCUCCUCUACAUCAUGCUGGCCUCCCUGGAGGCAUACUGCCAAGUGCCAGGCUUCUGA